Diceros bicornis minor is the source of this 2955-nucleotide messenger RNA. RefSeq names its product HLA class II histocompatibility antigen, DO alpha chain. Gene Ontology annotation, molecular function: MHC class II protein complex binding. The coding region runs from base 73 to 825 and encodes 250 amino acids. The record is from RefSeq and is a predicted model, not a curated record. NCBI's taxonomy places the organism in Eukaryota, Metazoa, Chordata, Mammalia, Perissodactyla, Rhinocerotidae. The transcript has 5 exons. Gene Ontology annotation, cellular component: membrane; MHC class II protein complex. Gene Ontology annotation, biological process: peptide antigen assembly with MHC class II protein complex; immune response; positive regulation of T cell activation.
CUCUUUACCUCCACCUUGUUCCUUUACCGGCAACACCGACCGAGACUUAUUUGGUUAACGCACCAGAGGGCAAUGGUCCUCAGUAGGGGGCUGGUCCUGGGACUCCACACCUUGAUGACCCUCCUGAACCCCCAGGAAGCUGGGGCCAUCAAGGCUGACCACAUGGGCUCCUAUGGACCAGCCUUCUACCAGUCCUACGGUGCCUCGGGUCAGUUCACCCAUGAAUUUGACGGGGAACAGCUGUUCUCUGUGGAGCUGAAGAAGAGUGAGGCUGUGUGGCGUCUGCCCGAGUUUGGCGACUUCACGCACUUUGACCCGCAGAGUGGGCUGGCCAGCAUCGCGAUAAUCAGAGCCCAUCUGGACGUCUUGGUGGAACGCUCCAACCGCACCAGAGCUAUCAAUGUGCCUCCAAGAGUGACCGUACUCCCCAAGUCUCGAGUGGAGCUGGGCCAGCCCAACGUCCUCAUCUGCAUCGUGGACAACAUCUUCCCCCCUGUGAUCAAUAUCACCUGGCUGCGCAAUGGUCAAACAGUCACCAAGGGGGUGGCCCAGACCAGCUUCUAUUCCCAGCCUGACCACUUGUUCCGCAAGUUCCACUACCUGACCUUCGUGCCCUCAGCAGAUGACUUCUAUGACUGCAAGGUGGAGCACUGGGGCCUGGACGAGCCGCUCCUCAAGCACUGGGAGCCUCGGGUGCCUAUCCCACUGCCAGACAUCACAGAGACCCUGAUCUAUAUCCUAGGCCUGGCCCUCGGCCUGGUGGGCUUCCUCGUGGGCACCAUCCUCAUCAUCACAGGCACAUGCUUGUUCAGUGCCCCCAGGUAAAGACCCUUCUGAGAGAAACGGAUUGUGGGAGACACCCUGUGGAUUCCUCGCAAGUUUCUGACAGCCUUCACAUGCUCAGUGCCACAGUCUACUGAGUACAUCUCCUCUGUGCUGACUUUGAAUGGGAUCAACCUCUGUCCCAUGGGUUUCCGCCUUUUUGGCCCCAAUACUCACGGCACAACUUGGGGGGGUGACCAACUAUCUCCGCUUCCCACCCCCAACAAACACACACACACACACACACACACACACACACACACACACUUUCUUGCUCUAUCCAAAGCUCUGGCUAGCAGCAGUAUGUUCUUUAAGGGUUUUGCACUGUAUCCAAUUCUCCCAGGGUGUGAGGGAUGCUGGAAUCUGGAAGAGGGGAUUCUUGGUGAUGACCACUGAGCAUGACCACCCAGUACUUGGGAUUGGCAGUCAUCCUCUGGCUGGUCCAGCUAUGGCUUGCUCCAUUUGACUCAUCGGUUUGGGGCCCACUGUGUGUUACUUGUGCAUGGGCCGCUUCACAAGGACUUCAUGAAAUUUGCCUCCUGAAAUAAGAUUCGCCCUGAGAGGGAUGCAGAGUACCCUGUUAAUUGCAACUCUCCUCAACCAAUAGCAGUUCUGCAGGGCACCAGGAGAGGAGAGGUUCAUGGAAAUUCCACUCUUGUCUGGAUUUACUCCGUGAUGAAGAGGCCAUUGGUAUCCAGCUGUGAUCCAUGAUGUCAUCUCCUUUUUCUACAUUGCUUAGAGUGCCGUGCAUGACAAAGAGAGGUCCAAGGCUUAGAUAAGACUUCCCUCAACUUACAGUCAAUCAUAUUGGGUAGGAGGGUAGCAAAGUAGAUCUGCAAGGUGUCUGGUCAGAGGGGAGGUCUGAGAGAUCCACCUGAAUGCUCUCUAAAUAUGUGGCCUGGAAGAUUUUAGUUUACUGUGAACAAAAUUUUAAAAAAUACACAAAGAGAUAAGUAACCAUACAAAGUACUUUAUGUCAAGUACCAAACGAGUAGUACAGAUUAGUAGUUUUCAAACCGAAAUGCACAUAAGAAUCACUUGGGUGUCUUGUAAACAGUACAGGCUUCACCUAGAUCUACUGAAUUAGAAUCUUGGGGGUGGAGGAGUGGUGACAGGGAGUCUGUAAUUUUUUAACAUGCUCCAGAUACGCUGAUGCAGCUGUCCUGGACCCAGUCUGGUAACUGGGACCCACUAACAUAGUCUGUGCGAUUGGGGGCCAGUGGAAGAGGGGAUCCCCGAGGUCUGAGGUGGUCUAGGAGGGCUUUCUGGAGAACCUGGGCCUUUUAGGGCAUAAAAGUUGAGCAAGACACAAGUAAGUAGGGGCAAGAUUGGGGUUUGAAUUGUGAGCAUUUGGUCCUGGAAAAGAAAGACUCCCAGAGAUUAUGGGGUCUCUGCAGACUUCCCAGGAGAGACUAAGUUGGGAGAAAUUAACGGCCAGAAGACUCUGAUGGAAGUGGGGAGGUUCGUCGAGUCAAACUUUUUGUUUGCCAGUAACAGAAACCCUCUUAAAAUGAUCACAGACAAAAGGAGAGGAUAGUUACAAUACAGACACAGGAGCUGUGCCCAGUAUGCAAGGGUGGGUUUUAGCCAGGCCUCACAGGGAACAGAACUCAGAGCUGAAAAGUUAGCAGAACCUAGAGCAGCCUCUCUUGCUCACUCUCUGGGCUAUGUGGUCUGUGAUCUCUAUGUCCCUCUGCAUGUUUGCCAUAUUCUUCUCUCUGGGACUGACUGUCCUUUUCAACUCAAAUGUCCACCCUACAGCUCCUGAGUUUGAAUAUCACCUCAGCUCUAGCCACCCACAGAGACUGUGUCUCCCAAUCACAAUUUUAAGUUCUUGGAAAAAUAAAUGGCCAAACUUGGGGCAGGUGUCCAUCCCAGUCCAAUGUACUGUGACCGAGGGACAAGGUCCCACAGUGCAAACAUGGCUGCCAAGCACCCACCCCUGAGGUGAGGGGUCGGAUUGUCCCCGGAGAAAGAAGAAUGCCUUGGUUCUCAGAAGACACCACAAGAUAUGUCUUUUCCCAUUGUACCCUGAUCUCUGCUGAUCUUUUGCUUAAAAUCUUCACUUGAUGUAUCCUUGGAAGGACGUUUCUCUGAUCUCUGUCCUAAGGUUUAAUAAAGUCAUUAAAAGUA